UUGGGCGUGCAGGCCUGUGAGGGAGUGACUGUCACCGCGCUCCCCAGGCAGGUUCUGGGGCCGCCUGGCCGGGUCGACCAGCAUCCGCUCUUGCUGCUCCGGCCCCGGGGACCGACCAGACCUGGGCCGGGCCGCCUCCCUAGCGAGGGGAGAGGGUGUGCGGCGCCCGGGACUGCCUGUGCUCGGGUGGCCUGGCCUUGUCCCGGGUCGCCCUUUGGAGCGUGAAUGACUCCCGCCCGCGGUCCCUCCAGCCUCUCAUCCCCGAAGUGAGGAGCGGCCCGGGCUGUGCGCUGAGGGCGUUCGUUGGAGGGCACGACAGGCUCGGUGGCCGGCACGCUUGUUUCCCGGUCGUCAUGCCGGCAUGGGUCCCUCCCCCCCUCCCCCGCGACGGAUGGCUACCGCUGGCCCGUGCGGAGUCGUACUGACGAGGUCUAGACCGGCACAAGCCGUGAGGGGUGGAGCGGAAAGGGUGGCUCGGGCCCCGGCGCGUUCCUUCGCGGGGUCCGUUCGUCGGAGGCGCCUCCGUGGAAAUAUUUUUUCCCAAGUCCUGAUGGAUCCGGAGACGGUGGAUGGUACCCCACCGGUCCCCUGCUCCCGGGUGUGGCCGGGAAGGGUGCACCUGGGCCUGAGGCGUGCCCAUGUAGGGUCCCGGUCGUUGGACAAGACUUCGUUUCCCACGCUCUCAUUUCCCACGCCCUCGGAGUGUUUCCCGGUCGGUCGGUCGGGAGGUGGGGACCGGCCUGAGCUGGAUGCUGUGUCCUGGAUUUUGGGGAGCCAAGUCCCCAUCUGGAGCUCCGGACAGACCGAUACCUGCCCGCGUGGGCAAGCCGGGAAGGGUUCCCCUGGCUGGCCGGCCGGCUCCACCUCCUUCCUGUCCCUGUCCCUGUCCCUGUCCCUGUCCCCCUUCCUUGCGGUCACGCUCUCCGGGUCGACCAGAUGGCCCUGAGAGCGCUGGGUCUGGCGACUCUAGGGCAGGCCUGGGGGACAAGUGUCCAGAUGGGGGUUCCGGGGAUACCCCCACGUCCUGUGGGUGGGCCCCGCUGCUGGGCAUGGACAUUUUUCGCGGCCGAAAUAGGCCUUUUCUGUCACCAGGUAGAUGCUGACACGAUCCUCUUCAGUGCCUGUCGCUGGAGACCUUGGGCCUCUGGAUGCGUGUGGGGGGCUUUGGGCUUUCGGCCGCUGUCCAAUGCCUGACCCUGCCCUUUGCACCCCGCGUGGGGGCCGCUCGCCUGGGCCUGUGCGCCGGCUCUCGCUUGUGCAUCCAGCUGGCCCGUGCUGCGGUGUCCCCUCCGGUCUCUGGCUGACCCGAGGGCGGCAGGGCACGUGGCCCUGUGGGGUCUUCUACCCCUGUGUUGCCUCCCUGCUGCGGGCACCCGGCGGCUCGGCUGGAACAACCCCACCCUGUUGGCUCUGUGCCGCGUGUCAGGCGUCCUCCCUCCCGGGGUUGUCGGCCGCUGUCUCUCCCCUGAGAGAAGAAGGGAGGUGGGGGGGCCGGUGAGGCUGAAGCAGGCCCCCGUGGUGAUUGUCCUUGCUGGCCGCCCUCCCUCCCUCCCCCCUUCUGGGCUCUUCCCUGGCUCUGCCAGGACUGAUCGAUGUGGUGAUGUGGCGCUCUCCUGGGCUUGGGCCUAAGCCGCGCCAGGUGAGGGACGGCCGCUCGUGGUGAGCCGGGCCGCGCCUCUCAUUCUGUCCGCGGGCCCCUCGCUGCUCCUCCCCCACCUGCGGGUGGUGUGGGGGAAGGCAGGGGUGCGGCCUCCGGCCUGACCUCUGGCCUCCCGCCCUGCUGCCUUCGGGUGUCAGUCGGGGGGGGAGGCCUGGGUUCUUUGGGACGCAGCAGGCAUUCUCGCUUUGCCUCCUUGGCGUGUGCCUUGUGAGCGGUCCCUCCCCGAAGUGGGGGAGGCCUCCCUCGCUGCCAUGCUUCGCAUCCCUGCGGGUGCGUGAGCGUGCCUCCCCUGGUCCUCUGUGGUGCCCCUGGAGUACUCCGGGUUGCCUGUCAGAUGCCCGAGGCCGAGCGGUGGUGUCGUUUUCCUCUCCCAGCGGUGAGUCCCCUCGGGUCCC
Molecule: messenger RNA, 2055 nt
Organism: Phacochoerus africanus (Common warthog)
Lineage: Eukaryota; Metazoa; Chordata; Mammalia; Artiodactyla; Suidae
Exons: 1
Coding region: 362-946 (194 amino acids)
Source: RefSeq, a predicted model, not a curated record